Selaginella moellendorffii is the source of this 1112-nucleotide messenger RNA. RefSeq lists its product as uncharacterized. The record is from RefSeq and is a predicted model, not a curated record. The transcript has 2 exons. NCBI's taxonomy places the organism in Eukaryota, Viridiplantae, Streptophyta, Lycopodiopsida, Selaginellales, Selaginellaceae. The coding region runs from base 141 to 656 and encodes 171 amino acids.
GUCAGAAUGGACGAAGAAACUGCAAUGGACCUGAUCUGGAUGUGGGGCUGCAGCCAGCACUUCAUGGAUGCUCUCGACGUUGACCGUUUUCUGGAAAGGUGAACGAGCUCUGGAGUGUGUCCCUGAGCCGCAGUGGAACCAUGGAAGCAGCAAAUACUUCGUCUCCGCGGUGGCUUGCUUGUGCGGAUUCGGUCGCAGCGCUGAGGCUCCAUGUUCCGUCUAUGUUUCUCCGCUUGGGGCGCGCUGUUCUGGACUUGGUGUCCUGCAUGGGUGCGCUCGAGAGCCUCCAGAUUAGCGGGGGAUGCUACAGCAGCGAUCUUGCGCGCAUGGCACCUCGCCGGCGCCUGCGGAGAUCGUCGCUCUCCAGAGUCAACGCGAGGUUGCUCGAGGAGCUCCUCGCAGCUUGCCCGCUACUUGAGGAGCUCCACGUCAGGUGUCUUGACGGUCUCUCCAGGGCCCGUCUCACGGUGUCGAGCGCCAGCCUCAAGAGGUUCACCUUGAUGGGGAGAUGGCUGGACGGCAUCUUGAGCUCUUACGGUAUUUUCCUCGACACUCCCCACCUUCAAGGUUGGCAGCUUCAUCUGCCUCAGUUUCCAAUCGGAGAGCCUAGAAGUCCUGACGAUGUACGCUCACUGCAAACUCAACAGGAAAUUUGACAAGCUCCGGAGCUUGAAAAUCGGGGGAUACUGGGAGCUGGAUGAAUUGGUGAGGCUCUUCGAGCUCAUGCCCACAAUCACAGAGAUUACCUUUGAACAUCUGGAAUGGAAGCACCAGAAGAGCGUUUCCCUUCUUCUGGAGCCCCUCGUCAACUUGCGAAUCGUCCAUUUCGUCACCGGCUGGUUACAGGCGCUCGAAUCCUCGUGACUUACAUGCACUUGAUUUCCACCUUUGGUUGAAUGCUGUCGAUUAUAUUGGUGAUAUCUCUUUCUUGAGGGGCUUGUUCAAGCACCAGGGAGCCCGUGAACUUGUGGUCCAUUGCUCUGAUAUGAUCUCGUGGAGUUCUUUCUGCGAAUUCAACAGAGAAAUUCCUGAAGAGUGGCAGAGCGUUCUUUUCGACUUGAUGGUGUUCUAUCCAGGUUGCAUCUCCUUUGCCGACAAGUGAGAUGAAAAAC